AAUGUCAUACCAAGUCGACGGUGUUUCUCAGAUGUUUCACUGAAAGAAAUGUUUGACAACGUGUCAAAACACACUCGCAGCAUCUUACAUGCCAACCCCAAUGCAGUGAUUAAUUUUACAACUGACAUUUGGACGUCAAAUGUGAGCUUUAAGUCCAUGCUAAGCCUAACUGCACAGUGGGUGGAGGAUGACUUCCAACUACACCAAGUCAUGUUACAAUGUCAAGAGAUGGUCGGGUCCCACACUGCUGCCAAUCUGGCCUUUGCAUUCGACAGAAUGUUACAACAUUGGGGAAAUCGACAGGUGUAGGGUGCAUGUGGUGUUGCGAGACAAUGCAAGGAACAUGGUCAAAGCACUGAAUGACGCCAACUUGGCUAGUUUGCCCUGCAUGGCGCACGCAUUACAGUUGGCGGUGAACGAGGGUCUGCUGUCACAACGAAGCAUUACUGACGUGGUGAAAACUGGGAGGAAAAUUGUUGGACAUUUUAAACACUCACCACAGGCCUACUCGCGAUUUCAUGAUAUCCAGCAACAGCUGGGCCAACCAAGGAAAUGCCUGCAGAAAGAUGUCAUCACAAGAUGGAACAGAACUUUCUAUAUGCUAGAAUCGCUGAUUGAGCAGAGACGUGCGCUAGGAGCAUUCGCUACGGAGCAUGACCUACCGGCCACUCUCACUACGCACCAGUGGGGGUUAAUUGAGAACGUGCUCACUCUCCUCGCUCCUUUCGAAGAACUUACAAGAGAAAUAAGCUUAUCGACAGCAACCGCUGCAGACGUCAUUCCAGCAAUCAACGUGCUGAAACGGCUUUUGGAGGAAAGAGCUGAUACAGAUGUCGGAGUGGGCACCACAAAAGCAACCUUGUCGGAGGCAGUCCAAAGAAGGUUUAGUGACGUCGAAAAGGAGCCCCUUUACACAUUGGCAACAGUUCUUGACCCGAUGUUGGUACAAUAAUCGCUACUUCUCCACUGAAGUGAAAGAUCAAGUGAAACAGGAGCUUCAGACUGCACUGCAGCGGGAGACCAGAUGCCCACCAGCGGAACCUGCUGCUGAAGCAUCCAUGGCUCGUGGACCUGACCCAGAGGAAGCAUCUGCAGCCAAAAAGCCACGUAGCUUACUGAUUUCAGUUCACGAUGAAAUCCUUAAGGAAAAUACUGAGCUGGAGCAACAAAUGGCCAGCCUCUUGUCUGUGCAGGUACAUAGCUACUUGUCAGAGGUGCCCAUUGGCAGAAGUGAAAAUGCAUUGACUUACUGGAGGAUUAACAAAGAUUGUUUCCCUGCACUUGCUCCACUUGCCCAAGCUUACCUCUCUGCACCAUGUACAAGUGUUGACAGUGAGCGCUAGUUUAGCCUGGCUGGACAUGUGGCAGAUGAGAGAAGAAAACGAUUAUCUGGUGACAAAGCAGAAAUGCUUCUGUUUGUGAAGAAAAACUUGCCAUUGAUGUACAAGUGAUUGCAAUAGGGGUGUGUGUGUGUGUG
Perca fluviatilis (European perch) is the source of this 1477-nucleotide messenger RNA. Its product is annotated as zinc finger BED domain-containing protein 4-like. Bases 188 to 952 code for a protein of 254 amino acids. The transcript has 2 exons. The record is from RefSeq and is a predicted model, not a curated record. Lineage: Eukaryota; Metazoa; Chordata; Actinopteri; Perciformes; Percidae.